GAUCUGGGAAUCCCCACUCCUCCAGGCUGCCAAAGAGAACAACCUCCCAGCCAUUAGGAAACUUCUCACUGACAGAACAUGUGAUAUCUAUCAGAGAGGUGCAGUGGGGGAAACCGCCCUUCAUGUAGCUGCCUUGUAUGAUAAUGUGGAGGCUGCAGUUACUCUGAUGGAAGCAGUUCCUGAGCUUGUCAAUGAGAGAAUGACAUCAGAGCUCUAUGAGGGGCAGACAGCUCUCCACAUUGCAGCAAUGAACCAGAACAUCACUUUGGUGAAGGCUUUACUCAAGAGAGGGGCCAAUGCCUGCACAGCACAGGCCACUGGGCACUUCUUCAGGCACAGCUCCCAGAAUCUUCUCUAUUUUGGACAGCAUGUUUUAUCAUUUGCUGCCUGUGUGGGAAACGAGGAAAUUGUACAGUUGCUCAUUGAAAAUGGAGCUGACAUUAGAGCUCAAGAUUAUCUGGGUAACACUGUUCUUCACAUCCUCGUUCUCCAACCUAAUAAGACAUUUGCCUGCCACAUGUACAGCCUGAUACUUUCCUACGACAGGAACAAAGAGGGACCAGGAUCACUUGAGCUGAUUGCUAAUAACGAGGGCCUUACUCCAUUCAAACUGGCUGGAGUUGAGGGCAACACUGUGAUGUUUCAAUACCUUAUGCAGAAACGGAAGCACAAUCUCUGGUCCUUUGGUCCCUUAACCACUGUGCUCUACGAUCUCACAGAGAUUGACUCCUGGGCUGAAGAUCAGUCCUUCCUUGAGCUCAUUGUCUCAACCAAGAAGAGAGAGGCACGCCAGAUCUUGGACCUAACACCUGUGAAGGAGUUGGUGAGCCUGAAGUGGAAUAUGUAUGGUCGUCACUAUUUCUGUUUCCUGGCUUUGUUCUAUGUACUCUACAUGGUCUGCUUCACUAUGUGCUGCGUCUACCGACCACUGAAACCCCGAACAGGCAACAAAACAAACAGCAGAGACAAUACAAUCUAUGUCCAGAAAAUGCUGCAGGAAUCAUAUGUGACAUAUGAGGAUGAGCUGAGGCUGGUGGGGGAGCUGAUCACAGUCAUUGGAGCUGUAGUAAUUUUGAUCCUUGAG
This is a messenger RNA of Pterocles gutturalis (yellow-throated sandgrouse), 1084 nucleotides long. Its product is annotated as transient receptor potential cation channel subfamily V member 6-like. The annotation marks the transcript as partial. The record is from RefSeq and is a predicted model, not a curated record. NCBI's taxonomy places the organism in Eukaryota, Metazoa, Chordata, Aves, Pterocliformes, Pteroclidae. Gene Ontology annotation, molecular function: protein binding; calcium channel activity. The transcript is spliced from 8 exons. Gene Ontology annotation, cellular component: membrane. Gene Ontology annotation, biological process: calcium ion import across plasma membrane.